ACCUUGUCCACUUUCCUCUUGGACUUCGUUGGAGAAGGAUCAGCGACUCUCCCUGGCACGUAGACACCGAUUUUUUUUGCACUUCUAAGUAAUUCCUGCCGCUGGGACACCUCACACGCGGCACGUCAAGGAAGAUAGCCCUGCUCUGGCAUGGGACGUGUGUGUGAGGUGAAGCCCAAGGGAUCAGCGGAAGAAGAGUUUGAGGUGCUGGACGUCAGAGGCACAGCGGCAGAUACAAUGACGUGGGUUCAGCGUUUCGUCCACGACCUCACAAGGGAACCUGUCGCCAAGCAGGUCGCUGUUGGGGGCGUCUCCGGAUGGGUGGUGGGGUACCUGUCCAUGAAAGUGGGCAAGGUGGCAGCGACGGUGGUGGGCGGAAGCUUACUGGUGAUGCAGCUUGCCGCCCACAAGGGAUACAUCAAGGUAGACUGGAAUAGAGUCAACCGCGACCUUGAACACAAUGCGCGGAAGCUGAAGAGAGAGGUGGAGUCGAAUGUGAAUCCCAGAGUGGCAGAUGAGGACCCCAUGCAGAGCGCCGCUCGCCGCCUGGACCGUUCAUUAGAGAAGGCUGCCGACAGACUGGAGCGCACAAUGAACAGAGCUGAACACCGCGCAGACUCCUGGUUUGGCAAGAAGAUGGAUUCCGCCCGCCGCCUGUACCGCAGACACAUUUUGGGCGACACCAGCCGGGUCAGCGUGGAUGAGAUGUACAUGCUAAACAUGUACGUUAUGGCCUUCACUGCCGGCACCAUGCUUGGGGUCGGCACUGCUAAAAUACUGUAAUUAUGCCUGCUGUUGAUGUGACUUAUUGGAAGACACGGUUUGGCGGAGAUACUGUAAUGAUGCCAGUGCUUAUCAACGCUUCCCUUCCUGUUAUUGGUGAUCCAAGAAGCCUUUGCUGGCCACAUUGCUGCUUCCUCUCUUUACUCGUGCUUGGGGUCUCUCUCUCUCUCUCUCUCUCUCUCUCUCUCUCUCUCUCUCUCUCUCUCUCUCUCUCUCUCUCUCUCUCUCUCUCUCUCUCUCUCUCUCUCUCUCUCUGUAUUAGUAGUUUGUUUUUUUCUUCUUUUUCUUGCUUAUUUUGGUAUAAUUUUUCUCUCCCACACAGUAUUAGCAGUGGUUUGUCUUUUCUCUUGUUUUUUCUUGUGUAGGUUUCUGGUUUAAUGUUCCUCUCACACUUCUGCCUUUUUCUGUUAGUUCUCUUUUUUUUUUUUUUUAUUGGAUUUUCCUCUACAGAUUUCUGGUAUAAUGUUUCUCUCUCUCUCUCUCUCUCUCUUGGUUUCUUCAACAUGCCUACUUCUUGUUGUAGUCUUGUUGUUUCACUUAAUUUAUGAUUAUUUUUCCCAGGGACUUUUCAUUAAACCUUUUCACUUCCUUUCACAACUGUUUCCAUGUCAUAUAAUUUGCUAUCCUUAUAUUUUCUUCCUUUUCCUUCGUCUGGUUACUUGUUUCAUUCUUCCUGUGUUCAUUUUUACCUUAUUUGUGGCUUUCUUUAUUUCUCUUCUCAUGACAACUUGCUUCAUUCCAACUGUCUUCACUUUCACCUCAGUCAUUUUUCUUCCUUUCCUGUCUCGUGUUCUGUUGGUGACUUGUCCAGUGUUCCAGCCUUGACAGAUCUGCAGGUGUUCAUGUGUGUACCCAAUGGUGUUCCUUGGGUAUCUCAUCACCUUUAGUUUGUUUAGUUGCUGUGUGUAUUGCAGUAGUUCAUGGUGUAUACUUUGAGAAUUAUAACUGGCUGCAUACUUUUUUUUUAUGUAUAUUUUUAGAGGAAACACAAUACUGGCUGACUUUAUUAUCGGACUUUACGUUUCCUUAUAAAAAUGACAUCUGUUCACAAAGUAUUCAGUCUUAGGCAGGGAGAUACACAGCUUAACUUCACUGUACCUCCUAUGAUAUUGAUAAACUUGUUACUGUACCACCUGUUGAUAUAUAAGGCUCUCUUUGGCUUGAUGACCUUGUUACUGUACCACCUGUUGAUAUUGUAAGGCCCUUUGUGGCUUGAUAAACUUAUCUUGGUGGUUCUUGCAUUGGUGGAAACUUUUGUAUACAUGUUGGAGUGGCUGUCAGGUGCUGCACACAUCCAGGUCAUCACUAAUGUGUGUGCCGCGGCCUGCCACUUACUGACCCCUCCAGUAAGGCAGUAAGUUGCAUGCAUCUCUGAUAAAAUAAGUAUCAGCUAUCUUGGGUCAGAGGAUGUAUGAAAUGCUUCAUCUCUUACUCAUUUGGAAGUGUUGGCAGGCCUGUCUGCUUCACAGGAAUGGUAGAGUUGCCAUGUAUGUUACUGUGUAAGGGGUGUCUGUUCCUACUUGGCACCUCUCAUGUCAGUAGUACCAACAUCUGUGUCGUUUCCUUUACUCUUUUUUAUCACGGGUACAGUAAAGCUUACCAACACCCUUGCCUCUGCUCCUUUGUGUUGCAUCAGACUCUGAGGAAAGAUAAUGGUUGGGUACUUUUUGAACAGGUCUUGUAAUUCAGUGUUUGUGUUGUGCUGCGCUGGAUGGCUGUGUUUAUCUUCCAGGAGGCCGACACUGAUGGCUUUGUUUUCCGCGUCUCCAAAGAUUAAGAGUCUAAUGCCUCGUAAAACCAUAUUUGGAACAUGUCUGCACCACGCCACUACUUUCAAAAGGCUGUAGUUGAAGUUGUACAUGUUUUCAAGGGUAUUUUUACAGUUCUGGUGACAGAUUAAUAAGGUUUCUGCAUUACGAACUGGUGAAACACCCUUGAGGACCCAGCUAAUCUGUGGCCUUUGAAAAUAGUUUUGAUGAGAGACUCGAGUUUCUGGAUGUGUUCCUUAGCCACACCCCAAGUUCCUGAGCUUAGGAUAUUUAUUAUACGAAGAUGGUUGUGAACUGCACCUCUCUUGAACUUAAUCUCUGUCCAGUAGCAAAAAAACUUCCUCUUGUUCUUGUAAGCUCAUUUUUCCUGUAAUACACACUCAUGUCAAGUAAAUUCAUGCUUAUUUCUGCCACGUUCUCUUUCCUCAUUGUGGCAAAUUUCCUGUCUGAGUGUGUCCAGUUUCUAGUUUGUCUGUGUGAUUCUCUGCGGUAGAAAUUUUUUUCCCUCAUUGCUCAGUCUUACCAAUAUGACAGUCGGGUAUCCAUAAAACAUUUUCUGGAGUGUUAGCCUUGCCUCUACCGGCUUUAAUGUACACUUGUUAAUUAGACUUCACUCAACUGUAGUCUGUAGCCAAACAAUAUGAGUGGUUUAAAGUCAGCCACUGUUAGAACCUCAGUCUUCUUGUUUGUUGUAGUCUUGGUUCAUAAGUAGAGAGCUGAGUCUUCUUGUUUGUUGUAGUCUUGGUUCAUAAGUAGAGAGCUGAGUAAGGUGAGGAGGGACUAGUGGCAUUGUAAGCUCCAAAUACUUGGCACUAUAUUGCCAACUGUCAGUUACACCAAAGUGUUUUUUACCCAAAGAGGUGUUUUUACAUAGCAAAGUGACUAAUAAACUGUAACUGAGCAGGAAUUUAACAAAACAGACCACCUUAACACAGCCUCUGAUCUUUCGACUAGCUAGAAACACCUUGACAGAAAUACCAUCACAUAGAAAUGUUUAUACAGAUUGUGGAUGGCAAGGUCAGAAUAUUUAUUUAUUUUUUUUAUUGACUUUAUGGUGUUUGUUGGCUUAAUUCCUGAAGGCCUGCAUGAUGAGCCUUCAGUGGCGUAGGCAGGGGAGUGUGGAGUGUAGAGGGUGACACUGACAUAAUUUUUGGUACCAUUGCUCUUAAGAUGUUCUCAAAUACAUCUAUAAAUAUCUAUAAAUAUUGCUAUUAGUCUUCAGGUGUUCUCAGAUUCACUCAUAUUCACUUUGGUACCACUGGUUUUCAGGUGAAAGAAAUGCAUACUUGUGUUAUCAGUAUUGAGCUUAUUGCCUCCACUCAAUUUCUUAGGGUUACUUAAAUUAGAAGUCCAGUGUUGGUUCAGGAAGAUAAUGAGAGGAUUUUGACUUUGGGUAAUAUUCCUGUAAUUAUUUCCUCGGCUAUUGGGACGCACAAGACACUAAUUAAUCCAUGUGUUAUCAGAAGUCUCGUGUGUUUGUCAGUCUGUAUAUAAUUUAAUCUCAGAGUGAAUUGAGGUAUAAGUAACUGUUGUAUCCUUCACUGACCGGAUACCAUAUCAUAUUAGUGGUAAGGUUAUGAUUCUGUGAGGCUCAAGGGGGGGCUGCUUUAAGUACAGAUGACAGGCAUUGAACUCAGCCAGUAUUACAACACCAAAUAUUACUGUGAAGUGUUGACAGUGAAGCUAAGCCGAUCCUUACACACACACACACACACACACACUAACACAAAUACUCCCUAAUGUCAAAUACUGUAUUCUGAACUAUAGCAAAAACCUACAUUGCAAUAUCUAACAAGAAUGCACGUGCCUUUUCAAGUUGACGGAAUAUGAAAAAUUUAAAAACCCACCCUGUUACAUCCCAUUUCUCUCAAUGUAGAUGUUGGAACUUGUAAAUAUGCAGUUGGUGGUGAGGCGCAGGCUGUCCAAGAUUUAGCGUAAGGGAGAGGCCGGAUGUUAUCAAGUGUUCCAGUACUGUACUUAGUCUACUUAGCCAUGUAAUCAGUCUAGUCUGUGAUUUGUUUUAUACAGUAAAGUUAGCCAACUCAACAA
Molecule: messenger RNA, 4601 nt
Organism: Scylla paramamosain (green mud crab)
Lineage: Eukaryota; Metazoa; Arthropoda; Malacostraca; Decapoda; Portunidae
Product: FUN14 domain-containing protein 1-like
Exons: 5
Coding region: 151-783 (210 amino acids)
Biological process (GO): autophagy of mitochondrion
Cellular component (GO): mitochondrial outer membrane
Source: RefSeq, a predicted model, not a curated record